Messenger RNA from Aspergillus campestris IBT 28561, 1542 nucleotides. Its product is annotated as acyltransferase. Lineage: Eukaryota; Fungi; Ascomycota; Eurotiomycetes; Eurotiales; Aspergillaceae. The transcript has a single exon. The record is from RefSeq and is a predicted model, not a curated record. The coding region runs from base 1 to 1542 and encodes 513 amino acids.
AUGCCCAAGAAAGAAGUCUAUCAGCUCCAUCCCCUCGGGUGGGAGAAUGAUCCCCAGGAGGAGCGGUUCAAGGUCUCCACCCUGGACUACCUGACGGCCUGCACCUACAACAACUAUGCCGUCUACUUCCGGUUGAGCGACGCCGACAAGCCCCGGGUCGUCGAGAUCCUCAAAGCCGGUCUCGAGCGCACCCUCAGCCAGACGCGCCACCUGUGCGGCAUCAUCGAGAAGGACGAAGAAGGCGGCCACUCCUUCGUCAAGAAACAGGACAGCACCGUCCGCUUCGAGGUCCAAUGGCUAGACGCGCCAGAGGAAAAACACAUCUCGUUCGACGAGAUCGAACAGGCCAACUUCAGCGCCGUCAUCAUGGGCGACCUCAACACCUGGAGCGUGCCGCCCAUGACCUACGGCGAGAAGGCCGAGGCCCACCCGGACAACCGCCCUGUCGCAGCCGCCUACAAGGCCAACUUCGUCCGCGGCGGACUGGUCUUCAUCAUGCAUAGCCACCACUACGCCAACGACGUGAUGGGCUGGUCGGGUCUGACCCACCAGCUGGCCGAGAACUGCUACGCCAUCGUCAACCAGACGCCCUUCCCCGCGUGGGAUCCCGCCUGUCUCGACCUCUCCCGACUCACCAAGCCCCAAGUCCCCGAGGCGUCCAUGAUCGACGGGCCUCCCGCCCCCCAGCGUCACCCAGACCAUACCGUGUCGGAGUCGCUCUUCUUCCACCUGCCCAAGAGCAAAGCCGCUGAGCUGAAGAAGCUCGCCACUCCGGCUCCUCCUCCCAGCGCCCCAACCUCCCCAAUGGACACCGUCACAGGCUUCCUCCGGCGGAUACUCUGCCGCCCCGCCCCUCCACCCGCCCCCACAACCACCCCGGACGUCCCCUGGAUCUCCACCUACGACGCCUUCACAGCCUUCAUCUGGCGCACCGUGACCCGCGUCCGAGCACCCACCUUCAAACCCGACCUGUCCAAGCCCCUCUUCUGGGCCGAAGCAGUCGACAUGCGCCGCCGCUUCCACAGCCCCAAGGUCGCGCCCCGCAUCCAACACAACGUCAUGUCCGCCGCGCUGUCCAUCAACGCGCCCGUGCCCGCCCCAACAGCCGGCCAAGUCAUCUCCGAAUGGCCCCUCUCCCGCCUGGCAGGCUACGUCCGGCAACUCACAAACAGCACGACGCAAGAAGCGCUCGACGAAGCGCUCUCCACAGUCGCCACCGUGCGCGACAAAACCGCGCUCAACAUCCGCGCGGACUCCCACCCGCCCCUCUCAAUCCUGUUCACCGACCACCGCGACGCGCGCAUCACGGCCACGAACUUCGGGUUCGCGACCCCGGUGACGUACCGCCAUCUGUUGGAUGUGGUCAGCGCGGGUGUGUUUAUCAUCUAUCCGCCGCGGGAUGAGAAGCCGGGGUCGGAUGAGGGGCCGGAGUUCACGAUUGCGUUUGAGAGGGAGCUGAAGCAUUUGUUGUUGGAGGAUGAGGAGUGGAAUAAGUAUUUUGAGUUUAGGGGGGUGGAUGCUGUUUAUGCUGCUCGUGCUUAG